AUGGCCGCCUCCCGAAUGGACGUCGCGCAGAGAGUGGCCGCUUUUGAGUUCGCGUGCCACGCCAUGGAUGUUGUGUUUUCGAAGACCCAUUACCUGCCGAAGAUUCCACGACCCGCCCUUCGUGACCGAGGAAAUCCUAUGGAGCUCUAUGACGAGGAACAAUUCCACGCUCGCUACCGGUUCACAAAGCACGCCGUGCGGCAGCUGCUGUCUAUGCUGCCGCUCCAAGAAAGCGGGGACAAUCGAGGUCAGCCUGUGCCACCUAUGCUGCAGCUGUUGAUGGCGCUCAGAUUUUACAGCGCUGGGACGUUUCAAACAGUGACCGGGGACCUCGUCCGCAUUCCGCAGUCUACAGUGUGCCGCGCAGUCGGAAAAGUGACCAUGCUGAUAGCAAAGCACUUGUAUUCCAUACUGGUGCGCUUUCCUCAGCCGGCGGAAUUUCAACAAGUUAUGCGGGACUUCUAUGAAGUGGCCGAAUUCCCUGGAGUGACGGGAUGCAUAGACUGCACGCACGUGCGGAUUAAAAGCCCCGGCGGUGAAAAUGACGAAGUGUUUCGCAAUCGCAAAGGCUAUUUCUCCUUCAAUGUGCAGGCUGUGGCUGGACCAGGACUCCAGUUUUUCGACAUUGUUGCCGGCUGGCCCGGCUCUGUUCAUGACAGCAGAAUUUUUGACAACUCCCGCUUGCGGGUUCUGUACGAACAAAACCGGGUGCCCGGAGUGCUGUCGGGCGACGCUGGAUACGCAUGCCAGCCAUAUUUAUUUACACCGUUUUCAGAACCAGGCCCCACGGACACACCCAAGGGAAGGUACCAAAAAGCCCAAAUAAAGACUCGGAACGUCGUUGAGAGGGCGUUCGGCGUGUGGAAGAGGCGUUUCCCUUGCCUGGACAUGGGAAUGCAGCACAAGGCCAAAAACAUCGUGCACAUAAUCACAGCUUGUGCUGCACUCCACAACUUGGCCUGCUUAUUAAGGGAACUAGAGCCACCCGCUCAAAGGGUUCCGCAGCCUUCCCCUAUCAGUACAGUGGCAACCAGAACAGUGCACCUGCCACCUGUUGAUCGCCUCACCGACAGCCGUUCAGGAAAUCAAGCACGGGACCUGCUCAUACGCAAGAGCUUCACAUAGUCAAAAACUGCAUAAAUUUCGACACUCGGCCAUACAAACUCUUUUUAUGGCUGCUGUGCACGCUAAUAUGUUUAUCAACCAUGCAUGAAAAUAAAUAUACACUGACAUGCUUUCAUCAUUU
This is a messenger RNA of Rhipicephalus microplus (southern cattle tick), 1246 nucleotides long. Its product is annotated as putative nuclease HARBI1. NCBI's taxonomy places the organism in Eukaryota, Metazoa, Arthropoda, Arachnida, Ixodida, Ixodidae. The record is from RefSeq and is a predicted model, not a curated record.